GUCUGUUAUACGCCCUUAUGAUUGUUGGGGCCAUGUGCAGAUCCGAUAUUGCAGCGGGCUAUGAGACGCUUUUGGAUAUCAGCCCUUUCCAAUAUACUUCGCCGAAAUAUGCCACUACUCGCCAUGCACUGUGUGGUCAUAGCAGUCCUCUCUUUCAUCCCACUAUGCCUGGCUAGACCAGGUCAAAUAGUCCGGACAACGGCGUCGAAACCCACAUACUUCGAAACCAUCCCGGACUGCGCCUUACAGUGUGUCGAGGCGUUUAUUGCAUCCGAUUAUCAAAAAAGUAACUGCCCCGGGGCGUGGGAUCUAGGAUGUCUGUGCAGGACGAAAACAGUGAGCGGAUACACUUUGGGGGAAGCAGCCUUACGAUGUGGCCUCUCGACGUGCUCAAUGGAGGUUGUGCUGGGCUCAAAAGUCUAUUCCCUUUGUGACUCGAUUACUGGAGCCCUCCCACGGACACAUGCCACCAUCACCGCCACGGUCGUGUCCACAAUAUCGAACGAUCCUAGCCAACCUACGAGCAUAAUCAGCGGUUCGACGAGUACAUUGAACCCAGAGACCGAAACCUCCGGGCAAAGAAUAACGACGACGAAUAACGUGCCUACCGCAUCUGUCACUAGCUUCCAGGGCCCUGUUUCGGCCAGCGAAACACAAGGAGAUUCUCCCAGCACGACCAGUGAUCAGCCGGCUUCUGACACUGCGCCUCCGAGCUCUAACCACCUCAAUGCGGGGGCAGUCAUAGGGGUUUCUGUGGCCUCUGGUGUAUCUGGGUUUUUCAUAAUUGGGGUCGUGUUAUUCUUCUGCUGUCGCAAAUAUCGGCGUCGGAACCAACAGCCCAAGGACCGUGACUUCUUCGAAAUUGGCGGGGUCAUGUCCGAGCCUCCGGAUUUCUCACUUCCGCCUAGGCGCCCCUCGCCAACGCCUAGAGGACCUACUCCUAUGGCUGAUGCAGGAGACACUAACUCAGACACGGUAAGAUUGGUGUCGCCGUCGCCGCCAGAGUCUGCAGACCACAAUCCGGCAGUGGUCAUCACGAGAGCCGAUGACGAUGAUGAAAAUGAUCAGAGACGAAACUACCACCAAGGUCGGAUUGGCUUUGCCUAUUCCUCUACUUCUGACCUCGGUGCUUCACCGACCCAGUCAUCCCCACGCACUGCUUCGGACCUCCUACCAGACAAGCCAGCGUACGGGCUUUGCCCGGAACCCCUGCGGUGGAGUCAACAGAAGUAUAUGAAUCCUGCUACUGGCGAAACCAUGUUCGAGGAAGAAGCUACAAGCUCGAGAGGCGUUGUGGGCGGCCUUUACCAGUAUCCCAAUUUCCCGGGUACAGCAGGACGUUAUAGGAAUGGAGGCCGUCCUAAAAACGGUCGACCUCCGAUGAUGGGAUUGCCGGCCAAUCCCCGCGCGAUGUUAUAUGGCUUUGGGAAAUCACACACCGGCAUGGUGACCCCGAGAGGGUGGGACCCACGCAAGAAGCCAGUAUACGCAAACGCUGGCGAAAAGAUCCAACCCUCACGACGCGCCGACAUACACCGCCUCUCACCCAUAGAACGCUGGGAGAAGGAUGUUGCGAGUUACUGGCACAACCCGAAUUUCGGGUACGCAAGAGGCACCGAGCGGCCCUCGUCUCGCAACGCGCAGCGGCGUUCAUUUUACGAUCAUCACACGGACAGCAACCCCCGGGAUGAUCCAGUGAACACUUUUCAAACCGUCGAUAUCAACGAGGACUCACGGUCCCGCCGGACGUCCCGACAUUCCGGCGGGUUCACGUCUCUCAGUCCCGUGAGAGAGGUUCGCACACCAGUCGGCGAUAUGCAGAAAACAGGGCAGCGGGAUCAUGUCCACCCUGCCCCACAACUGGGGAUGUACCCCCAGAUUCCACCUUCUCGAGCUGUCAGCCCGGUACGAGAGAUAGUGACCCGGCCUCGAAUUGUGCGACGAGACGAUAUCAAGAGAGUGGAUAUCCAUCGCGGCAGACCGCAACCCCCCACGUUGACGGUCCCUUACGCUCCCGACGACUACUGGUUGGAUCCCGCUGCCCGCGCUUCAUCUGACCGUCGGCGCUCCACCGACACGCCUUUCUGCAUGCCGAAAAAGAAGCCAGUACCGGUGGAGCGCAAUCUUACGCCUUCUCGACUGGGAUCUGACUUGAUUCUUCGGGUGGAUUGAGACAUUUAUCUACUUAUUCACGUGUAUUAUAUUCUGCUGUGAUAUGAU
Messenger RNA from Aspergillus campestris IBT 28561, 2220 nucleotides. RefSeq lists its product as uncharacterized. Lineage: Eukaryota; Fungi; Ascomycota; Eurotiomycetes; Eurotiales; Aspergillaceae. The transcript has 2 exons. Bases 109 to 2172 code for a protein of 687 amino acids. The record is from RefSeq and is a predicted model, not a curated record.